AUGGAUGGAAGGGCUCGUGGAGGAAGUAAAGCGAAUUUUAUCGGAAGUAGUCGAUUCACUGCCAAGUUAGAGUUAAUUGACAGCAUGACCAAACUGGGGUUGUCCAACCUUUUUGAAAAUGAAAUGAAAGAAGCUCUUGAAACAGUUGCAUCCAUCAACAAUGAUGUUUUCACCAUGGAAGAACAUCUCUAUGCCAGUGCACUUCGGUUUAGACUCCUUAGACAACAUGGCCAUAUCAUUUCGCAAAAUGAAUUAAGGAGCUUCAAAGAAGGAAGCAUCUUAUUCAAUAGAAGCAAUUGCGAAGAUGUUGAAGCUAUGAUAGAGCUUCUUGAGGCUUCACAUCUGGCUUUGGAAGGUGAAAACAUUUUGCAUGAAGCGAAAGCCUUCUCAACUGGGAUUCUUCGCAAGAGAGUCUCCAGUUUGGACGGUCGGCUCUUUAAACGCGCGGUACACGCUUUGGAGCUUCCGAUGCAUUGGAGGGUCCAGUGGUUUGACAUCAAAUGGCAAAUAAGCUUGUACGAGCAACGGGAGGACAAGCAAAGCAAUCUGCUUGAGCUUGCCAAACUCAAUUUCAACACGGUCCAAGCCACACACCAAAGAGAUCUUAGAGAGAUAUCCAGGUGGUGGAGGGAUCUGGGACUUAUGGAGCACGUGGACUUCACGAGGGAUCGGCUGGUCGAGAGUUUCUUGUGUGCCCUUGGACUCUCUCAGGAACCACGGCUCAGCUCGCUCCGUAAAUCUCUCACCAAAGUCGUCAUCUUGAUACUGGUGAUCGACGAUGUCUACGACCUUUAUGGUUCGUUGGAAGAGUUGGAAUGCUUUACCAGCGCCAUUACCAGGCGGGACUCGGAGCAGAUUCAACACCUUCCCGAGUGCAUGAAGGUGUGUUUCCGAGCACUUAACGAUGUUAUUCACGAGAUCGCUUAUGAUAUUGGAAAAGAUGAAGAUUGGCAUUGA
Molecule: messenger RNA, 957 nt
Organism: Eucalyptus grandis
Lineage: Eukaryota; Viridiplantae; Streptophyta; Magnoliopsida; Myrtales; Myrtaceae
Product: alpha-farnesene synthase-like
Exons: 4
Coding region: 1-957 (318 amino acids)
Molecular function (GO): terpene synthase activity; magnesium ion binding
Source: RefSeq, a predicted model, not a curated record